AUGGAUGAAAGUCGACGCCCCGGACUCCAUUCAGCAGCUAGUCUGGCUACCAUCACUUACGUUGCCGGAGAGCUGAGGCUAUUCCACAGUCCUGGAAGAGCUCGCCCACUGUCAGCGGACAGGGUGCUCAUCGUUGGUGGCGGUGUUACCGGACUUACUACAGCGUGGAUUCUUCUCGAUGCCGGCUACGAUGUUACGGUCGUCGCGGAGCGCUGGGCCAAUCCAGAACGACGGAUCACUUCGCAAAUUGCUGGUGCGCUCUGGGAAUAUCCGCCGGCGGUAUGUGGACGACACACGGACGUUAUAUCGCUGGAGAACUCGAAGAAUUGGGCGAUGAUAUCCUAUCAUGUCUUCCGGGCUCUUUCGCAGAUUAUCCCAUCUGAGGAGCAUGGAGUCCGCAUGCGUCGCGCAAACUUCUUCUUUGACCGCCCGCUCGAGAACAUCCCGGAUCAGUACGAGAAGAUGAAGGAGGUCGCGCAAAGCGGGGUAGCGGGCUUCGUGCGCGAUCCGAACCUGAUCAAAGCGCAUGCCGUGAACCAAGAGGCGGGCGUCGUCGACUCUUACCGCCAUGAUGCUCCUGUGAUCGACACCGACCAGUACAUGAUCUGGCUCCGCGCACUAGUCGGUGCAAAGGGUGCGACCUUCAUCACAGCCCGCAUCAACGGCGACAUCAUCGCGCAGGAGGAAGAGCUUCUCGCGAAGCACAAUGCAUCUGUCAUUAUCAACGCCACCGGAUUGGGCGCGAUGGAGCUUGCGAAUGACCGGACGGUGUACCCGCUUCGUGGGGCGCUCAUCCGCGUGGUCAACGACGGGACCAGGUUCCCCAAGGUCACGGAGGCGCUCUCCGUCGGAAUCGACGAUGCCCAUGAGGGAUCAGAGGAGCUGGUGUUCAUCGUGCCGCGGAACGACAACACGCUCAUCCUCGGUGGCAUCGCCCAACCCCACCAGUGGAAUCUAGACCUUACGCUGGACGACCCAGAGAUCGCUCGCAUGCGUGCGCGCUGCAACGCGUUCGUUCCAGGGCUCGAGAACGCCCAGUACGACCCCACUGCCCCGCUCGUGCAGGGCUGUCGGCCGUUCCGCCUCCAGAACGUCCGAGUCGAGCGCGAGCUGCGUCCGCGUCCGGGCAGUCUGAGCUCCAGCCGGAUCAUACAUUCGUACGGUCAGGGUGGCGCCGGCUUCUCGCUGUCAUUUGGGUGCGCUUGGGAUGUGCUCAAGUUGGUGGAGGAGAUCAGGGAGGGAAAGAGGCCGGUGGGGAUGGCGGAUAAGCUUAGAGAGCAGGUGGAAGGUAGCAGAGUGCCCGCGAGGUUGUAA
Molecule: messenger RNA, 1314 nt
Organism: Laetiporus sulphureus 93-53
Lineage: Eukaryota; Fungi; Basidiomycota; Agaricomycetes; Polyporales; Laetiporaceae
Product: FAD dependent oxidoreductase
Exons: 5
Coding region: 1-1314 (437 amino acids)
Molecular function (GO): FAD binding; D-amino-acid oxidase activity
Source: RefSeq, a predicted model, not a curated record